Messenger RNA from Frankliniella occidentalis (western flower thrips), 844 nucleotides. RefSeq names its product putative fatty acyl-CoA reductase CG5065. NCBI's taxonomy places the organism in Eukaryota, Metazoa, Arthropoda, Insecta, Thysanoptera, Thripidae. Gene Ontology annotation, molecular function: alcohol-forming very long-chain fatty acyl-CoA reductase (NADP+) activity. The annotation marks the transcript as partial. Gene Ontology annotation, biological process: long-chain fatty-acyl-CoA metabolic process. The record is from RefSeq and is a predicted model, not a curated record. Gene Ontology annotation, cellular component: peroxisome. The transcript is spliced from 4 exons.
AUGGACUUACGUCCCUUUGUCAGAUCAUCAGUGAUUUUUGUUGCUGUAGGGGAUUUGGAGGAGCCCGUGAGCUAUGCGAGGUGCAAGGCCAGGGCGAAGGAGCUCUUCGAGACGUGGGAGCACCGCGAUGCGACGAUCGGCGACAACUUCCCCACCGUGAACGACUUCUACCGCGGCAGGCACCUGUUCGUCACGGGCGGCAGCGGCUUCUGCGGCAAGGUGAUCGUUGAGAAGCUGCUCCGGUCGUGUCCCGACGUCGGCAACAUCUACCUGCUGGUGCGGCCAGGGCGCAGGGGCCAGCACCCGGACGACAGACUCAAGGACAUGCUCCAGCUACCGCUGUUCGACCGGCUGCGGGAGGAGAACCCUGCCGCGCUGAACAAGGUGCUCGCCGUCCGGGGCGACUGCAUGCAGAAAGGGUUGGGCCUCAGCCCCGAGGACCGUCAGCUGCUCGCCGACAAGGUGUCCAUCGUCAUCCACAGCGCCGCCUCGGUGCGUUUCAACGAUGCCCUCAAGAAGGCCGUGACCAUGAACGUGCUCUCCACCGUCGCCGUCGUCGAGCUCGCCCGGGAAAUGAAGAAGCUCUCGGUCCUCGUCCACAUCUCUACAGCUUACUGCAACACCAACAUUAAUCCAACGAUGGAAAGAAUUUACCCGACGGAACACAACUGGAGGGACGUGGUCAAGUACGUCAACCUCCCCGACGUCGACGUUCUGGACGACCUCGGAGAGAAGUUUAUGGGGUUCCAACCCAACAGUUACGUCUUCACCAAAGCCCUGGCGGAACAAGUCAUGAACGAGGCUGCGCGGGACCUGCCCGUCAUCAUCAUCCGCCCGUCGAUCG